UUUUGAACCCCUAACUUAGCCACCUGCACCCCCUCCCUUCCUCCGUCCUCCACUCCUUCCUUAUGUAUCCAUCAUCCCAUCUCUCAGUAGCAGAGUCGUCCGCACCCGCCGCUCUAAGAAAAGAGACGUGAAAAGUCCGAAAAUAAAAGGCCAGCCGCUACCACCUCUCCUCCCCCCCUACCCCCAAAAAAAAGAAGAAGAUUGCUUUUAGGAAGAGCGGUACCGAACAAAGUGCCAAGACGUACUUGCUCUUGACUCUACUGUCUUUCUAUUCUAUUCUAUUCUGUUUCUGUCCUUGGAUGAUAUUUCUCUCUUGCGUGGAUGAUGAAUUUCUCGGAUGCGCUAGACAUGGGGUCACCGACUUGGCGAUAUUGCAUGCAUGCUGUUCUAGAGUAGUUAGUUACUUGCAUACUGCUGCAUGUAAAUGUGGAAUCAAGCUGGGAAGUGGGCAAAUGGGUGGUGGUGGUCUCGUGCUGCUAGGCGCGGUCCCGAGCUUUUUUUGGGGGGGAGCAUGGAUGAGGGGAUGCAACGUGCCAUGUACGUAUGUGUGUGCGUGGCUGGGCGCGCGGAAGAUAGGAGCCGAGGAUGGGGGGGAGGGGGAGGCGGGAUGCAACGAUGGGGUAUGGUAUGUUUGGAGCUAUGCUACUAUGGAUGGGCGGAUAUUUGCGGAUGAGGUGAGUGCAGUGCGGUGCAACAUUCUUACUUACAGUGUUGGUUGUGGAAGUGGGCUGGUUAGUAGGAUUUCCUGGGUUGGGGGACAGGGGCGGAAAACCAAAAUAGUUGUAAUAUGCGUCAGGUAUUUUGGUGUCUCUCAUGUUGAACCCCCUCCCCCCAUGGUUACUAGGGUUCGCCCGACUAUAAUAGGUUGAUUUCAAAAAUAGGCAAACCAAAAAGGG
This is a messenger RNA of Bipolaris sorokiniana ND90Pr, 896 nucleotides long. RefSeq lists its product as uncharacterized. The transcript has a single exon. Bases 300 to 869 code for a protein of 189 amino acids. The record is from RefSeq and is a predicted model, not a curated record. Lineage: Eukaryota; Fungi; Ascomycota; Dothideomycetes; Pleosporales; Pleosporaceae.